AUGUUUCUCAACUGCUUCAGAUGCGGACAAGAGAACCGCAAGCAGGCCGUUCUCGAAGCCAACAAAGACAUUGGCACCGACACCGAAGGUCGCGAAUUAGACGACACCGCCAUAGUCCCUGCCGACGGUUUCCUAGGUCGAUCAAAUUUUCGGCUACCAACAUACGAACCCAAGGACAGUCCCCGUCCACACCGCUCCCAUGCAGAUUAUGUCCGGUUAAGCAUCAAGGAUAUCUUGUCGACCAUGCGUAAAGAAUCCCAUCUUGCACGCUGUAUCCUUUUUGAAACUGCCCGACUCCAGAGAUCCUCACGUUCAGGGAGGUCACUGAAGCUUUCCCAACACGACCGCAUACUCGAUUUACAGCUGCUUGAAUUGGAAAAGGUGUUACUAAACGGUAACGAACUGAUCCGCGGCCCACGGAGCGAUAAGAACCGGGAGAAGCAAAGCCUCAUAAUCAAAGGAAAACCGUUUAAGAAAGCUCUUCGAACAGCAAAGAAGUCACUUUUGGAAUUGGCGAAAUCUUUCAAUGACCAAAUUCUAAGAGAGUUAGAGAAUGGCUUGCAACGCAAAGAAAAAGUUGAUUACGAACAAAUUAAUGAGAAAAUCACAAUCUUAAAGAUUGAGCUUCAGAAGGUUUACAAAGAGGUGAAGGAUGCAUAUAAUUCCGAGAAGAAAAGACAGGGGCAGGAUCAGCGUGCCCAGACUGAUGACUCGGGAGCAAAGACAAAGUCCAGGAGAAAUCGCUCCAGAGCUACUAGCCUGGACACGGGAACGCCGAUCACACAGGGUCAAGAUAGCACUUAA
Messenger RNA from Fusarium poae, 804 nucleotides. RefSeq lists its product as uncharacterized. The coding region runs from base 1 to 804 and encodes 267 amino acids. The record is from RefSeq and is a predicted model, not a curated record. The transcript has 2 exons. NCBI's taxonomy places the organism in Eukaryota, Fungi, Ascomycota, Sordariomycetes, Hypocreales, Nectriaceae.